Balearica regulorum gibbericeps (East African grey crowned-crane) is the source of this 1588-nucleotide messenger RNA. Lineage: Eukaryota; Metazoa; Chordata; Aves; Gruiformes; Gruidae. The record is from RefSeq and is a predicted model, not a curated record.
UCCACGUCGCGGUUCCACGUGCUUCACGCUGUCCACCAUGCCAACCUUACCUGAAGACAAGGGACAAUCAAAAGAGGCACAACACCACAGUUCUCCUCCAGCCAAAGACACUACUGUUGAAGGGACGACAUGCAGUACACCUUCUAUUGUUCUUCCAGAGAAUGCUGUUACGCCAGAUGUAGAAUUCGAUAAAAAUCUGGUUAACAGGCCUCGUAGUCCUCAUAGGAGACAUUCUAACCGUACCACUAGGAAUCCAACAAAUUCAUUGACUUCCGUUGACAACAGUGGUCAUGUGAUUGAUCUGGUAAAUGAUCAGCUACCAGAUGUCAAAAUAUCAGAAGAAGACAAAAAGAAGAAUCUUGAAUUACUAGAAGAAGCAAAGAAAGUAAGCGAACGAUUUCUAAUGCGCAGAGGCAGAAAGUCAAGAAGCAGCCUUCCGGAGUCACCAACAGCAGUUUCCCCUACACUUAGUCCUAAAGUUUCACCAGUAGCAUCUCGGAGCAACUCUCUCACUCUUCCACUUCCAUCAGGGUCUGAUGUAUGCACAACCACUAGUGUUGAGUCAGUAUCUCCAGGGCAGAAUAACAGAACUGUGAAAGAGGAUGAAAGGCAAACUGCAGAGAAUGCUGCAAAAGGAUUAAUUGAUCGAAGACAGAAUGAUCAAAGAAAGAUUUCUCAGGGAAGGUUGGUUCCUCGUUCUGCUGGUUUUGAAAACUCCAAAGAGAAGCUCUCAGAACAAAAAGAAAACUUUGAUCCACGUAAACAUAUGGAUACUUUACCUAAGUGCUCCCCUUCAGGUGGUGAUGGUGGCAGAAUGUCUCUUAACACUUGCAUGAAUGUUUGUGAAAAUGAACUUGGAAAAUCAUUCCUCAAGAAAGCAAAGGAAAAUGAUGUUCCUUUAAGAACCCAUCUACCAGGACCAGGAAUAGGAAAUAUAGACUCAAAGCUAAAAAUUCCUGUUCCAGAAAUGAGGGACCAUAAAGUUUCAUGUAAACCAGAAUUUAAACUGUGUGGACUGCGUCCUCCUCUACUACGGGCUGUAUCAUGGGAUAGCUUGGAGCCUGGACAGAAAGAUAAAACACCUUUAAAAUUACCAUCUGAGGAAGAUAAAAGCUUUGUUGUUGGUAAUAAAUCCAGCAAUCAAUUAAAAGCAUUCAAAGACCUUCAAAUCCAAGUUCAACCGGUUCGAAUGCAGAAAUUGACAAAGCUCAGAGAGGAGCAUAUUUUGAUGAGAAAUCAAAAUUUAGUCGGACUUAAACUUCCUGAACUUAGUGAAGCAGCUGAACAGGAGAAAGGCCCUUCACCUCUCCCCUCCCCCACUGAAGAGGAAGAGACGAAGAAUAGCUCUGAUGUCAUGCCCAGCAUUCCUGAUGUAUUGCUGCGAAAACUACGAGUGCACAAAUCGCUUCCAGGAAGCUCCCCUCCACUUACUGAAAAAGAAGUUGAGAAUGUAUUUGUACAGCUUUCCUUGGCCUUUAGAAAUGAUAGUUAUACCUUGGAAUCUAGAAUUAACCAAGCAGAGAGAGAGAGAAAUCUUACUGAAGAAAAUGCUGAGAAGGAACUGGAAAACUUUAAAGCAGCCAUUGCG